AUGAGGGGGAACUGUCUGAUGCCCAUUUUACUGGUACUCUUCACGGGGUUCCUGGUCAUCUCUUCCGAGUCCUUCUCGUACACCAGAGACUGCAAUGAUCAACAACAUAGGGUAAGUUGUUGUUAUUGGUGUUAUAACCAUAUUACAAGUGAUAGGUUACAUAUAUGACUUUAUGUUAUACGUAACAUAACUUACAUGACAAUGUUACUAUAAUACCUUACACAUGUUCUAUAAAGGUUAUAGUAACACACCACUAUAACUGUUUAUCUGCAAACCAAGUAACAGUGGGUUAUUGUCAACAAAACCAACUGUUACAGUUCGCCUUGUUGUCAUAGCAAUAAAAGUCUCAGCUGAUGUUAUCAGUCGAGUUUGUAGUCGGAUUCUUUUGUUUCUGCCUUCCGCAUAACUCCCCACUUUCAGGAAAUACAUUGCGUUGUAAGACCGGUCGAUUGCGAGGAAGAUGAGCAGAUCCCGCAAGUCAACAAGACCACCCUCAUACCUGACGAAGCUCACGACAUCCGGGUGUCGAACGUCGCGAAAGCAGUGUCGAAGAGGAAAGGGGAGUCUUAUCAGUUGUCGGUCGAUAUUUCGUGGCAGACCCCACCUAACAGUAAGUCACUUGUUUACUGUAGUAAAUGUAAAAUACUAAGGCUAAAGCAAUAUGAAGAAGACUAUUCUGAAGCCUUUGAAAAACAUUAUCAAGCUUUUGUCAGAUAAAAAGUUCAUUAACAAACAAACUUGAAAAGAAUGUUUUGACCUUAGCAGACCUACCACAACAUAAAACAAAUUUCAGACUCGACCAGACUUCUGCACGGAUUCUUGUUGGAAAUCAAUUCAGAAGACGGAAAGCAGCACCAGUGCUUUCUGUUGGAUGUAAACGGCUCCACUUGGACUGAAAACACCGUCAAAUUGUCGGUAUGUCAACAUAAGCCAUAUUAAGCCUAAUAUACAUUGUCAGAAAUACGGUAAAAGUUUAAUUAAUCUAUAGCAUGUCAUGUACAUUACUCUAAAGUAAUAUUAUACUUUCAGCCGAGACUUCACUUCUUCACCGAAUCCCUGUUCAGAUUCUCGCAGAAUUACGAAAUCUCCGUGCAUUCGUUGCCGGAGGGUAUUGAGAUUACUCGUACAGCGACCAAAACCGUCCAGAUGCCGCACCAUCCUCGCUCAAUAGGCCAGUCUGGCUUGUUACCUUCAAAUUGCUCACAUUCUUGUAAGUUGCUCUUAUGGUUCAUAUACUGUGAAACUUUGAAUUCUUUGGCCAAUUACUGUAACAUUUUGUUAUAGCUCAUCCGUUCGCUUCUCAGUGGGCAGCCGGCUUUCGCCGUGUUCUUGUUUAUCCGCUGACGCGUACUGUCCACAUCGAGUUCAUAGCAGCACCUCCCGAGUAUUGCUUCGAACAAUACGAGGUAAGGUUUACAACAUAUCACCGGAUGUACAAUGGUAAAAACUCUGCCUUUAUAUAUGUUAGCUUAACAUAGUACAUUCAUAUAUCUUCAGGUUCGACUGAUGGAUCCUACUGUAAUGCUGGUAGAAAGAACCACACUUAUCAGUCUGGACCAAUUGGUGGAAGAAAACACGAAUGGUACCGUCAACUACAUUGGCUACGUUAACUUCACGGAUGUUGAAGUAAGAUUAAUUAUAUAUGUUUAUAUAUGGAUUUUUAUCCAGUAUAUGACAUUUUAUAUAACAUUUAAUCUUCUGUUUAGUUGAACAAGACCUACACUCCCACCGUGAUCCCAGUAGAAACCUCGCUACAAGGUAGAUGUCUAUGUCCGGUUAAUUCGCAGAAUCAUCCAAAGAGUAACAACGUCGUAUGUACAUGUGUUAACUCGGAGAGUAAACGAAUCCGGCUUAUCAGUAAGUUAAAUGAUUCAAAAUUAUCAAGUUUUAUAAACUUUUUAAAUACCUCAAUACCGUAAUAAUUUUGUAAUAAGGGUAACUAAAGGGAGCCAAACAUAACAUUAUUGGAAGAUACCAAAGUUGAAGAUUGAUAACUAAUCAAUUUCAGAAAUCGACGCCACAAAAACCAUUUGCAUGGGAUGCUCCAACGAAACCAAGCCGAUUCUGGAGACCGAACUAGACGAAGACGAGUCCCAGACCUGGCUGUACCAUCUUGGAGUAUUCCUCCUUAUCCUCUUCCUACUAUGCCUAUUGGCGGUCAUGAUUCUGAUGGUGUACCAAAAGUACCGUACAUGGGGAAAGGCCUUCAGAAUCCAGCUUAUUCAUGACAGAAACCCCUCCAGAAGCCCAAAUCUGGAAAUCGCCGAUCUACAGACGAACGCGCUUCUGAAGCCAAACGGGUCCGUUCUACGGUCAACGAAUCUGAAUAUUCUGAUCGUCUACAGCCACGAUGCUCCUGAACACGACCUGGCUGUCAUCGCAUUCGCAGAAUAUCUACGUGACGUAUUCAACAUGGAUGUUCACGUAGGUUUUACCAUCGUAAACAAUCUUUCGAAAGCCUUUACUUCCUUCGAACACGUUUGUUACAAGCAGAACAACAUGCUCUUAAAGGUGUUACAAGAAAGAUGUUUUACUAGGGUUAAGAAAGGAAUGUUUAGUAGUAGUGCUAUUGUUAGAAUAUCAUCUUAAUAGUUUUAAAAGAGGUAACGUCGCAAUAAUAGUGUUAAAACCUUGCCAGUACGUAAUAAGUCGUAUUUUAGCUGGACAUGUGGGACGCGGAAUUAAUCCACAAAAAUCUGAUGGAUUACUUGUCGCUUUCGGUGGUUAAUGCUGAUUAUGUGGUCGUAAUCAACUCGAUAGGCACGUCAGCUAGAUACAACACCAAACUCCAAUCCCUUGGAGCCGAGAGCCCUACCGUAAUCCAAAGAAACGAAGCCGGACCUUUUGACAAACUCUUCCUUUCUCAAGUUGAUUUUGCAUUACAGUAAGUUAUACCAUACUUAAGUUAUACAAACUUCAAAAUUUGUAUAUAAUAUUAGGUAAAAGGCCAAUAUUAAUCUUCUCCAUAUUACAGACAUGGAAACGUGAUAUCAGCCAGACUGAACUAUUCCCACUUUGAUCAAGUGCUACCACCACUACAAGGCCGACUACAAUAUGUUAUACCAGACACUCUAGGUCCUCUACUGACAGCACUACACAAGACCAACAUGAAGAAUGACCCACGACUGGUCGGGUUCACUCCACAGCUAGUCAAACUUAAGAAAGCUGUAGAAGCCAUGGCUAGUCUAAUAUUGAAAGACCCCGAGUGGUUCACAGCAACACAUCACACCCAUCGUAUGCAACCAAAUACAAAACCUCUUCAAACAGAACCCCCCAAAAAGCUACAGUGAAAUUCCGCUUCUUCAGAACGGGGUACUUCCAUUGCACGAUGAAGUCAGUUCUCGACUGGCACCUCAAGUUCAACGGUCAGAAGAAUCUGAGCCCCUUCUGGAAAUGGAAAGCUCCGCCAACUCGCUUCACUCGGCUACAGAUCUCCACCAGUGCUGCGAAGAAGAGCAUGAAGAACCAGUAGCUCAGAAGGAUUACUUGGACGAUCACAAUGGAUCAGAAGACAGCGGAAACGUUACACAACAGAUGGUCAGUCAGGAAUACACUGACGACAUCUGUGCUGACGACGGUGCCCUUGUACAUAACACUCACAUAGACACCCCUGUACAUAACACAACAUUCAACAACGACACAACGGUAGAUAAGGAAACAGAAGACGACGGAGGUAACAUACUAAAUCCGGUUACCGAGCAGCCGCUACAAAAGUGGCGCGCGGAUCCGAAUCAAGAUUCUGGGAUGGUAUCUGACGCCGAUCUCCAGAUGAUCUCAUCCUCAUGA
Molecule: messenger RNA, 3786 nt
Organism: Bursaphelenchus okinawaensis
Lineage: Eukaryota; Metazoa; Nematoda; Chromadorea; Rhabditida; Aphelenchoididae
Source: the annotation of a GenBank genome assembly